UCAAACAUGGUUGGCAAACGCUCUCCGCACCGUGACUAUGGUUAUUCUUGCAUGUAGGAACCGUUCUGAGCGCAUACCAAUCUCCUUUAGGCAAGAGGAGAGCCAGCAGAGCGGCAAGAACGACGAUCGGUUACUGCGGGUAGUAACAAGCGCGGACCGGAAGUUCCGCGUCUUCGCUGUCCGGGGGAGCCGUUAGGCGCGCACGCCGGAAGUGGCCAAUCAGCCGGUGUGAGGCGGUGCCCACUGUGUUCGCGUCCCUCGGGCAGCAGAGCCAUGGAGCCCGGGGCUGCUGAGCUUUAUGACCAGGCCCUGUUGGGCAUCCUGCAGCACGUGGGCAAUGUCCAGGACUUUCUGCGCGUGCUCUUCGGCUUUCUCUACCGCAAGACCGACUUCUACCGCCUGCUGCGCCACCCUUCGGACCGCAUGGGCUUCCCGCCCGGGGCCGCACAGGCCCUGGUGCUGCAGGUCUUUAAAACAUUUGAUCACAUGGCCCGCCAGGAUGAUGAGAAAAGGAAGAAAGAACUGGAAGAGAAAAUCAGAAAAAAGGAGGAAGAGGCCAAGGCCUUGCCAGCUGCUGAAGCUGAGAAGGAAGCGGUGCCGGUCCCAGUGCAGGAGGUAGAGAUCGAUGCUGCUGCAGACUUGAGUGGGCCUCAGGAAGUAGAGAAGGAGGAGCCCCCAGGCCCCCAGGCUCCUGAGCACAAAGUGACCCAUGGCCUGGAGAAGGCAGAAGCUCCAGGAAUAGUUAGCAGUGCUGCUGAAGGCCCUAAGGACCCUCCUGUGCUCCCCAGGAUUCAGGAGCAGUUCCAGAAAAAUCCUGACAGUUACAACGGUGCCAUCCGUGAGAACUACAUCUGGUCGCAAGACUACACUGACCUGGAGGUCAGGGUGCCCGUGCCCAAGCAUGUGAUGAAGGGGAAGCAGGUCUCUGUGGCCCUUAGCAGUGGCACCAUCCGAGUGGCCAUGCUGGAAGAGAAUGGAGAGCGUGUCCUCAUGGAAGGGAAGCUCACUCACAAGAUCAACACUGAGAGUUCCCUCUGGAGCCUUGAGCCGGGCAGGUGUGUUUUGGUGAAUCUGAGCAAGGUUGGCGAGUACUGGUGGAGUGCCAUCCUGGAGGGGGAAGAGCCCAUCGACAUUGACAAGAUCAACAAGGAGCGCUCCAUGGCUACUGUGGAUGAGGAGGAGCAGGCAGUCCUGGACAGACUCACCUUUGACUACCACCAGAAACUGCAGGGCAAGCCCCAGAGCCAUGAGCUGAAAGUCCAUGAGAUGCUGAAGAAGGGGUGGGAUGCUGAAGGCUCUCCCUUCCGAGGCCAGCGAUUCGACCCAGCCAUGUUCAACAUCUCCCCAGGGGCUGUGCAGUUUUAAUGACCGGAAGUAAAGGAAACCCUCGCCGUUGGGGAGAUGGAGACGUUGUCCUCCUCACUCCCUGCAUGCCAGGGACUCACUCCUCCUGAUUAGUCCUAGCCAUUUUUUUCUUUCAUGAUGAAUCAGGCCUUCCAUGCUGACCUUCUACCUUCAGACUAUUCUAGAGAAGGUACAGGGCCAGCUGCUGCUUGGCAGUGUCUGUGGCCAACACUGAAUGAAGGUGUUUGACAUGCAGGAGGGACAUGUCCCAGCCUACAGGUAGCACAUGUUCUGUCUCCACAGCAACCAGGCACUGCAGGCAGCAUUUGCUUUCUCCCCGUUCUCUCUGCUUGCUGUUGUUUUGACGCUAUUCUGCUUGCUUGUCUUCUGAUUGGGGAUAAGGAGUGACUGGGCUCAGACAAAGCUAAGUUGAAUUGUGUGGAGCCAGGCACCUGCAUGAGGGCCAGCGGGGCAUGGCUGUGGGACUGCUAUGGGGUUCCCUCACUUGUUGACCUGUGUCUGCCUCUGUGUGUGUGUGCGCGUGCCUGCGUGCGCGCGCAUGUGUUCCAUCUUGCUCAUUCCUUUGUGAAUACACUUGACUUGCCUCAGUUUUAUGGGUACAGCAGGAACUGGGGUCUGUUUGAGAUGUUAGCAGAAAGUCUGAGGUUCUGGCCUCUCACCCAGGUGUGGCAAGGAUUCUGUCUGCCCUCUGACUGCAGCUGCCUUGCUUUGAUUCUUGUUGAAGUGAGCUGAGACUAGCCACCACUACUUUUUCCCCUCAAGACCUCCUCUUUGGGUGUGCUGCAUUCAAGCCUGGGUACCUCCAAGAAGAGAUCACAGCCUGUUGGUAGUUCAUUGGCAGAUCCGUGUCAACUACACUCCCUAAGGAGCUUUGACCCUGAAGCAUGCCUCAGGAAGGAAAACGUAUGCACUAGCUUGAAGGCAACUACAAUUGAGUCCAAGAAAAUGAAGAUUUCUCUGUGCCGAUCACUAGACUGCUUUUUGGAGCUCAGAGCCUGUGUGGCCUGGCCAGCUAGGGUGUGGAGACCUGCCCAGAGGACCAGGACCCUGGUGUCCCAUCCCUUUACGGACUCUCUGUGCUGGUUGGUGCCUGGCAUCUCCAUUUGCCUGGUUCUCAGUAGUGUGGUGUGUGUGUGUGUGUGUGUGUGUGUGUGUGUGUGUGUGUGUGUUCACAUCACAGCACUAAUUUCUAUACUCUGGUAACCAGCCAUACAAAGUGCAAGAAUUAAGACCCAUUGGAGCCAAGGCAGCCUGUCCUCUGGAACUAGCCCUGCACCGAGUGCUGUGUCCACUUGCUUGGAAGGAGCCAUUGGAAGAGCAGAUUUUGGAACUUACUCAAUUGUGUAGACAGGAGCUGGUUCAUUGUAGGCAUUUAAGGGAUUUCUGGUUUACUUCCUAAACGUCCAUACUGGGAGUUAAUCUGUGGGCCUGAGUAGACCAUGAUGGUGGUCAAGGGACAGCAGUAGACCCCAAAUACCCACUCCAGAGUCUGAACUUGUGAUUGGACAUUGGCCACCAAGUUGAUGAAAUCUCUCUAAAGAGGUCACCGUCCAGGAGCAGAAUCUGUCAUAUUCACAAGAUCCCCAGGACACUUUGCUAUUUGUUCCUGAAGUUUUCCUCAAGGUCUAGGCUGUGCACAUCCCUGUCCCAUGGAAGCUGUCUCACCUAAAGAAGGAAGUCUGUGGUGUGUGUGCACCUGCAGUCUUCUCCCUCUCAGCCCUCAUCCUGUGGGUAGUCUUGCAGAAGGAAUGAUGUCGUAGCGGAACCCUGCAUCCUUUUAUUUAAGACAAUGCUUUACUCUGUGUUGACUCAUCUUCAUUACUGUAGCAUGGUUUUAGUUUCUGUGUUGCAUUUUUUUUCUUUGUCCCUGCCGUGUUUCAACAAACAAGCCUGUAUAGAAAAAGCAGCCUGGGGGAUAUAGCACUGGUUGUAGGCCGUGGGGCAGGAAGCUGUGCUCUGUGACUGAUCCCUGGGGCAUGUUGUAGUGCAUGGUGUGGUGGUGGCUUCUGUAUCUACAUGCCUCCAUCACAGUGAGGCUCAGUCCCAGCCAGCCAAGUAGAUAGUUCUUUGUCCUGAGGCACUGCCCUGGUUUGCCCCGCCACUGAAGUUGGCACAUUGCCUGUUUUCUCUUUUUAGACACAACAGCCACAGUGUGGUCUCUAAGUCCCACCAGCUGAGGUCUGAGGAAAGCAGGGUGACUCUGUUCCCUUUGCCCAGAGACCCAAAGAGUGGGGUGUCCAGCCUGCAGAGUUGCUCUGGCUCCUCGGUAUUGGUUUGCAAUAAAUCUGUAUUUAAGCAGCU
Molecule: messenger RNA, 3666 nt
Organism: Mus caroli (Ryukyu mouse)
Lineage: Eukaryota; Metazoa; Chordata; Mammalia; Rodentia; Muridae
Gene: Nudcd3
Product: NudC domain containing 3
Biological process (GO): protein folding
Cellular component (GO): cytoplasm
Source: RefSeq, a predicted model, not a curated record